AUGUCUUCGGCUUGCAUAAUCUGCCAUAAAAGAAAGGUGAGGUGUGAUUUUGCCACCCAAGACCCUUGCACCAAUUGCAAAAAGUCAGAGGUGGAGUGCAGACCAUAUACGAGGAAGCGCAAGAGGUUUACCAACAGCCUGUCGCCAGGGCGGAAUGUGUCAGCCUCUGCUCCCUUGAGUCAGACACCGCGGGGCUCACAGGUUCCUCCCGAGUUGCCAGAGGCCCAAGUGGCCUCACAGCGGAAUUCUUUGAGCGUACCUCAUGAAGUGAUUCCAAUUGAAGCCACUUCAGCCGUGGUGCCUAAUAAUGGCGACCCAUUCAUCAAAGAAGAGAGCUAUCGUGGCCGCAGUGAAUAUCUCGGCGGUAGCGUCCCGUUUGAUGAAAAUAUGGUCAAACCCGGUCGCGAAACUACGUACACUAACCCCAAAGCAUCCGCAACCGACUUGCAAAUGCUUCGCGACCAAGGCGCCUUUGAGCUACCUCCAUUAUCAGUUCAAAAAGAGUUAAUGUCCAGUUUUAACUUACACUGUGCACCCUGGACACCGGUUGUGGACCCGAAAUGGCUGGACGAGAGCGCGCCGCGAUCGAUGCUACUGCUCCAGUCUGUUUUUCUCGCCGGGAGCAGAGUUUCUAAAGCUCAUUUGGACUAUGGGUCUAGCGAAGUGUUUUAUCGACGAGCAAAGCUACUCUUUUUUUUCGGUGGUUGUGACGAUCCCUUGAUUUCUAUUGUGGCCGCCUGCCUACUGCAUUGGUACAAUCCGGUUGGGCCUGAGGAUGUCUCUACCGAUACCAGUGGUUUUUGGAUUCGAACAGCUGGAGCGAUGGCCUUUCAAAUUGGGCUACAUAAGGAACCCGCGCCGAAUGCUCGAGAUCGGGGGCUUCGGAGAAGACUGUGGUGGUCUCUCGUAGUGCGCGACAAUAUAAUUUCUGUUGGCGUCGGCAGACCGCGAACUAUCAAUCUACGCGACAGCGAUGUGCUUCCGCCAUCAAUCAAAGACUUCCCCGUGAAUAACUUCAAAUCUCAACUAUUUCUAGCCUACUGCACAAUAUGCAGGCUUCUCGGAGACGCCGUCGAGUCCCAUCUACGGCAGGAAAUAUCUCGGCAAAAGCAAGGCGAUCUCGAGAACGCUGUCUACCGAUGGGCAAAACAAGUUGUUCCAAGAUUACGAUCGUAUGUCACAGAACAGGACGAUCCAGCCAUCUGCAAUUUCGAAGUUCAACAGCUGUUAGUUAAGUAUUUCGUGGUCCUCACUAUUCUCCAUCGCUCGCCUACGCCAGGUAGCGUACCACCUGCAGCAUCGCUGGUCGCAUCUUCGUUCAUCGCUGGGAUUUACGAGGAAUUCUUGCUUCGCGAUGAGCUUCGAUACCUGGGUCCUGUAUUUGCGUUUUAUCCGCUAUGCGCUGGACUGUCGCUUCUUUCUAGCUGUCGCUAUCCCCACCUGCAGAGUACAGCGGAGCAUGAAUUAACAGUCAUGAAGCUCUCCCUUCAAAAGCUAUCCGAAAGGUGGCUCUCCGCGGUUGGACCGUUGCGCGCACUGAAUAAAUUGACCGAUAAAGUCCGAGAGCUCGGUUUUUUCGAGGGUUCAUCGCCUACCCUCGACUCAGACACGGCUUCUUUCUUUGAGGGGUUCGACACAAAACUUUGCAAACAAUGGCAAAUCAUUGGACACACCCCGGAGCCCACAAUUGGGAACGCGGGCAUUUCCCCUACUUGCAAAAUGGCGGACAUCCACACCCCCAAUGAUACCCUUAGGGCUCUUGAAGCCCCACCAGAACAGGAGGUGGACACUUACGACUAUGCCUCUCUCGAUGUUAAUAUGGAUCCGUUCAGCAAUAAUUGGGAAGGUGCCGGAUUUGACUGGAGCGGCUCUUGGCUGCUGAAUAUAUGA
Penicillium coprophilum is the source of this 1890-nucleotide messenger RNA. RefSeq names its product transcription factor domain-containing protein. Gene Ontology annotation, molecular function: DNA binding; zinc ion binding; DNA-binding transcription factor activity, RNA polymerase II-specific. NCBI's taxonomy places the organism in Eukaryota, Fungi, Ascomycota, Eurotiomycetes, Eurotiales, Aspergillaceae. The record is from RefSeq and is a predicted model, not a curated record. The transcript has 4 exons. Gene Ontology annotation, biological process: regulation of DNA-templated transcription; DNA-templated transcription. The coding region runs from base 1 to 1890 and encodes 629 amino acids.